CAGCGGCCAUAGAAGAGAGAGAAAGAAGAGCAGAGGCAAAUCGAAUCCUUUGGCAGUAGCAAAAUGGCGUGUGCUUGCACUUGGAGCAUGUUAUCUCUGAGAUCGGCUCUCCCUUCCGUCCACACCCCUCCGACCCUUUCAAUCCACUUGUCAGCCGGCUUAGCCUUUCCAUCUUCUUCUUCGUCUUGCCUCAGACCCUCUCGGCCCAAACCCAAUCCUAUGCCUCUCCACUCUUUCGUUGGUCUCGCCCCUCUUCACUCCCUUCUCUCCAUCACUUCUCAAGAUCUCACCAGUUACGAGCAUGGUUUCACCAUCAUUGACAAUGGAGGCCGAUUCUUUGCCAUGAGACAUGGCAAGCGGGUACCAAAACUCAAUCGGCCCCCUGAUCAGCGUCGGGCCCUUUUGCGUGGCCUCACAACUCAGCUAUUAAAGCAUGGACGCAUCAAAACUACGAGAGCAAGGGCUAGUGCCAUGAGGAAGUAUGUGGAUAAGAUGAUCACAUUGGCUAAAGAUGGAACUCUUCAUAAAAGGAGGCAAGCCCUCGGUUUCAUUUAUGAAAAGCAGAUUGUCCAUGCAUUGUUUGCAGAGGUCCCAGAGAGAUAUGGGGAGAGGAAUGGAGGAUAUACGAGAAUUAUCAGAACCCUACCAAGGCGAGGGGACAAUGCACCUAUGGCAUACAUUGAGCUUGUUUAGCUAUUGCUUUUGUAUUUUGCUUGUUGCUGUUGUACUUCAUUAGGCCGAACUCUUUUGUGAUGAAAUUCUCUUAGUCCAAUUUUGGAUGUAAAACAUGCCAGUUAUUUAAAUCAUUGUAUGUAAUGGUUGAAAGAUAUUUAUAAUUAAUUUCUUGAUUUUUCU
This is a messenger RNA of Ilex paraguariensis (yerba mate), 855 nucleotides long. Lineage: Eukaryota; Viridiplantae; Streptophyta; Magnoliopsida; Aquifoliales; Aquifoliaceae. The record is from the annotation of a GenBank genome assembly.